AUGUCGGACCUUGUGCGCGACUCAUCGUUCUGCGUCACCAAAAGGACGUGGACUCUCAAGGCUUCCGCGCCAACGAGCAUCAGGCGUCUCUAUGUACCGUUGAAGAAUUUCACCGCAGAGGAUCUCCCGGGUCUUGUCGCCAACUUCGAGCGCAACGGCAUACAAGGGUUUCCUCCAGCUUCUGAUAGCCGGGCGCUCUCGAGCUUCAGUAGCUCUCGUGCAUCGUUUUCUGAUUUCUUGAAUGGCCGGCUGCCUCUCUCUCAACGCGCCCAACAACCUCAGCGUCUGGGCCAAUAUAUCAGCAGAGGUCACUGGAUCUUUCAGUAUCUUCACGCAAAUCAGGACGAAGAAGGCGAAUUUGACUGGUGCGACUUCAGGGAACGGAGGGCUUCGUCUGUCUUUUCCAGGGAGAGUACACCGAGACAAGCGUAUCCUUACAACCCCAUGGUGGUUUCGGACGCGGACGGCUAUCUCCCUCAGCGAGGAACUUCGCUGUCAAGAGAAGCGUCCCUUACUCAAAUCGCUGCUGCUUCACGCGCGCCCACCCCUCUUCGUCAUGCCACCCUGGAGAUCGCACAAGUCCCGGCACGUAGGCCGUCAAUGGAUGCCACGCACCAGCCAGCCACAGCGACUUCUACACACGACGACCUCACCGCAGGACCUUCAAUCGCCGAUCCUGCCGAGGGUCGCCGUUAUCCAGCUCGAGAUCGCCGUCCUCCCAAGCCUCGCUACGACCCCGUUAUCCCUGCCAGGCGGUCCACUAAAUCGACCUCCCGACGUAGCUCGCCAGUGAAAGCAAGUUUAACUAAGAUUAAGGAGGCCGAUCUUGCCUGCCAUAGGUGCUCCAAAGACUUCAAAACGGAAUCUAUUCUUCGUAAGCAUAUGCAGUCGUGCGGCCUACCUUCAGCAGGCAACUAG
This is a messenger RNA of Pleurotus ostreatus (oyster mushroom), 918 nucleotides long. RefSeq lists its product as uncharacterized. The transcript has a single exon. Bases 1 to 918 code for a protein of 305 amino acids. Lineage: Eukaryota; Fungi; Basidiomycota; Agaricomycetes; Agaricales; Pleurotaceae. The record is from RefSeq and is a predicted model, not a curated record.